This is a messenger RNA of Centropristis striata (black sea bass), 1646 nucleotides long. RefSeq names its product homeobox protein Hox-A7-like. Bases 25 to 687 code for a protein of 220 amino acids. Gene Ontology annotation, cellular component: nucleus. Gene Ontology annotation, molecular function: RNA polymerase II cis-regulatory region sequence-specific DNA binding; DNA-binding transcription factor activity, RNA polymerase II-specific. The record is from RefSeq and is a predicted model, not a curated record. Gene Ontology annotation, biological process: regulation of transcription by RNA polymerase II; anterior/posterior pattern specification. Lineage: Eukaryota; Metazoa; Chordata; Actinopteri; Perciformes; Serranidae. The transcript has 2 exons.
ACAAAUCAGAGAGAGAAAAAAAAUAUGAGUUCUUAUUAUGUGGAUGGUCUUCUUAGCAAAUAUACGGCGGGUAGUUCUCUCUUCCCAAACGUGGAGCGGGCUUCCUGCAGUAUUGGACCCAGUGGAGAGGACUAUGCCUCGGCUCGGACUGCUGCGGCCAUCGCGUUCGCUCCUUCUCUGUCUGGAGUUUACAGCGUCAGUAAUGCAGUGUACCACAGCCGGCCCGGGUUUACCUCGGGAUAUGGCCAGGGGCAGGACGCGCUGCACUGCAGCCUGUUCGACCAGAGCCGCCUGUUCGCCGACAGCUGCUGCCAUCCGGAGCCGGGACACCUCACCUCGCCGCCGGACAAACACUACCGGAUGUACCCCUGGAUGAGAGCAUCAGAUCCAACUCGUAAGAGGGGCCGGCAGACCUACUCCCGGUACCAGACCUUGGAGCUGGAGAAGGAGUUCCACUUCAACCGCUACCUGACCCGCAGGAGGAGGAUCGAGAUCGCCCAUGCCCUCUGCCUCACAGAGAGACAGAUCAAAAUCUGGUUUCAGAACCGCAGGAUGAAGUGGAAGAAAGACCAUAAGGAGGAACCGGUGUCCACCCCCGGCGGGGAGGACGAGGAUACCCAGGCCGGAGAGCCCGAAGCUGGAGACCCCCCGAGCGUCAGUUUGGAGUCAGAAACGGCUGCAAAGUAACGAAAGACACGGACAGAGAAUUAAAUGAAAAGAAUCCGGGAUAAAUCUCACACACCAUCCAUGCACUAAGAGCUUUGUAGGCUGAUUAUUGAAUGACAGCUGAAGGCAAUUAUGUAAUAAGCAUUUAACAGUAGGCUGCAGGUGUGUAUUUCAUAUUUAAACCCCAAAUACUUAAAAAGGCUCCGCAUGAAAGAGCGACAUAAACUACCUAUUCAAACUCUAUUUUUAUAUAUAUGCAAUAAGACAUGUAAUUAACCUGAUUGUACUACUGAAUCAACAUUCCUCAACAUAAAACUACCUAAUAAUUACCUGCUAAUAUUAAAAACACUGACACAAGGGAUUCAACGGAAGUUGAGAUUGACUGUGAAUUAAAUAAAUCUAUUCGAGUAAAAAAUUGUCCACUUUUUCUAAAGGGAACAAAUACACCAUACUGCUCAAAUGUGCCUUAUUUUAAAUAUAGGCUAAUAAAAAUAAAAAAAGUGAAUGUUUUGUUAGUUAAAUGCCUCCAACUGUGAUUUAGCUGCUUCUGUAGAUUUCUGUAUUCGCUGUAUUUUAUCCAUUUAAACAACAUAACUGCUUAUCAUUUAAUUCCCCCUCUAUACAACCCAAGAUUAUUACCACAUAUAUUUGUUUAGUUUCGGAUAUGUAACCUACCUCAGAUUCCCAGAAAAUCAACUUGCUUAUUAUACUAAUAAACAGGAAUACCCUAACGUAAAUGUUUUGACGUCUUAGCCGUGUACUGUAGGAUGUUCUUGCUUAUUUUUACUUUGAAAAAAAAAAAUCAGGCUCAAAAUUCCCUACGUGUUUGUGAACACUAACUGCAUGCACUUUGAGUUAAAAACAGCAUUAAGUAGUAAUAUUUUUUGUUAGUGUAAAAUGCUAUUGAAUGUGCAAAUACUGUGAUACAUUUAGUUUUCAAUGUGAAGCAUAAUGUGAACAAAUAAAUACAAUAAAGCCUC